This is a messenger RNA of Colius striatus (speckled mousebird), 1434 nucleotides long. It is a transcript of the gene NR1H4, whose product is annotated as nuclear receptor subfamily 1 group H member 4. NCBI's taxonomy places the organism in Eukaryota, Metazoa, Chordata, Aves, Coliiformes, Coliidae. The record is from RefSeq and is a predicted model, not a curated record. Gene Ontology annotation, biological process: positive regulation of transcription by RNA polymerase II; cell differentiation; bile acid signaling pathway. The transcript is spliced from 9 exons. Gene Ontology annotation, molecular function: RNA polymerase II cis-regulatory region sequence-specific DNA binding; zinc ion binding; bile acid binding. Bases 1 to 1434 code for a protein of 477 amino acids.
AUGGGAUCUGAAAUGAAUUUAAUAGGACAUCACCAGCUAGCCAGUGCUGAUGGAUUUGCUCUUGCUGAAGCACCUCACUUGUUUGGUGUCCUUUCGGAGCCAAUGAGUUCCCCAGUGCAAGAGGCAGAUGUGUCACCUUACACACAGUACAACAGUGUACCAUUUCCCCAAGUUCAACCUCAGAUUUCAUCGUCACCUUAUUACUCCAACCUAGGCUUCUACCCUCCACAGCAUGAGGAAUGGUAUUCCCCUGGGAUGUACGAGCUCAGGAGAAUACCUUCAGAGACCUUUUUCACAAGGGAGACAGAAAUAAUGGAUAUCCCUGCAGCCAAAAAGCCUAGACUGGGUCACUCCACAGGAAGAAUGAAAGGAGAAGAGCUCUGUGUGGUCUGCGGUGACAAAGCUUCUGGUUACCACUAUAAUGCUCUUACUUGUGAAGGAUGCAAAGGGUUCUUCAGAAGAAGCAUCACAAAAAAUGCAGUAUACAAGUGUAAAAAUGGAGGCAACUGUGAGAUGGACAUGUACAUGAGGAGAAAAUGCCAGGAGUGCCGUCUAAGGAAAUGCAAGCAAAUGGGCAUGUUGGCUGAAUGUAUGUAUACAGGUCUGUUAACAGAAAUACAAUGCAAGUCAAAAAGGCUACGGAAAAAUGUGAAGCAGCCCCCAGAUCAGAUAAACAAUGAAGACAAUGAAGGCCAUGACAUGAAACAAGUGACAUCUACAACUAAGAUAUAUAGGGAGAAAAUAGAAUUCACCCCAGAACAGCAGAACCUCCUUGAUUACAUCAUGGAUUCAUACAGCAAACAACAAAUACCACAGGAGGUGUCAAAAAAACUAUUACACGAGGAGUUCAGUGCCGAAGGAAAUUUUCUGAUUUUAACAGAAAUGGCUACCAGUCAUGUGCAGGUUCUUGUGGAAUUCACUAAAAAACUACCAGGAUUCCAAACCCUUGAUCAUGAAGAUCAGAUUGCUUUGUUGAAGGGCUCAGCAGUAGAAGCCAUGUUCCUCCGUUCAGCUGAGAUCUUCAGUAGGAAACUUCCUACAGGACACACUGUCCUUUUAGAAGAAAGAAUUCGCAACAGUGGUAUCUCGGAUGAAUUUAUAACUCCCAUGUUUAAUUUUUAUAAAAGCAUUGGAGAGCUGAAGAUGACACAGGAAGAAUACGCGCUGCUCACAGCCAUAGUUAUCCUGUCUCCAGAUCGGCAAUACAUAAAGGACAGAGAGUCUGUAGAAAGGCUUCAAGAACCCCUGCUGGAUAUCCUACAAAAAUUGUGCAAACUUCACCACCCAGAUAACGCCCAACAUUUUGCAUGUCUUCUGGGCCGUCUUACAGAACUACGGACGUUUAACCAUCAUCACGCAGAGAUGCUGAUGUCAUGGAGAGUGAAUGAUCACAAAUUCACACCUCUUCUCUGUGAGAUCUGGGAUGUACAGUGA